AAUAAUUAGGAAGGAGACGUAGGAAAUAAAUGUUGGGAAGAGAGAAAAAGCGCGUCUUGUCUUCUCCGGUGAAUCGAAGUUGGUCCCAAGCCACUCAUCAAUCAACCGUGUUACCUUUUCUCACUGUUUAUUAAUUUAUUAAUGCUUCCAAUUUUCUUGCUUCAUUCAUUCACACUUUACAAAUAUUCAGCUUCUUUUUCUCCUACGUACGUACCCAUAUAAAACGACGAACCAAGGCAUCUUUUUUCACCAUUCACGCUUCUGCCCUCUUAGUACUACUUCUCAUCUCCCUCUGUUCCUCGAGCCAUAGUUGGCUGCCCACCAUGGCAGAAGAUACUACUGCCCUAAGUUAUUGGUUGAAUUGGAGGUUCUUCCUAUGUGCAGUAUUUAUUUUAAUGACUAUGGGUCUAGCAUCAUUUUUGAUAUGGAAGUAUGAAGAAUUCAAUAAAUUGAGGAAUGAGAGAAGAGAAAGGCAGCGAGAAACAGCUGGUUCGCUUUAUGAGGAUGAAGCAUGGAAUACAUGUCUUAAAGGAAUUCAUCCUGCUUGGCUGCUUGCUUUCAGGAUAUUUUCUUUUAUUGUGCUUUUGGCUUUGAUCAUUACCAAUGCGGUUGUUGAUGGAGGUGGCAUAUUUUUCUUCUACACUCAGUGGACAUUUACUUUGGUCACUAUUUACUUUGGGCUUGGGUCUUGUGUUUCCAUAUAUGGAUGUUACUAUAAACACAAUCAAACUUAUUUAGAGGCUGAAGAAGGCUCUUAUGUGGCUCCUUCACUUGAUGGGACUGCAGAAUUACCUACCCUGUAUAAGAAUUCCAGUGCCUAUCAGGAGCCCCACUCUAGGAAUACUGCUGGUGUAUGGGGUUACAUUUUUCAAAUAAUUUUUCAGACUUGUGCAGGUGCUGUAGUGCUCACUGACAUUGUAUUCUGGCUUGUCCUUUAUCCAUUUAUGACACCCCAUGAUUUCCAGCUGAAAUUUAUGGAUGUUUGCUUGCACUCCCUUAAUGCUAUAUUCCUCCUCGGAGACGCAUCAUUGAAUUGCAUGAGGUUUCCAGUGUUUCGAUUUGCAUAUUUUAUUUUGUGGACGGCUAUAUUUGUGGUUUUUCAGUGGGUCAUCCAUGCUUGUGUUUCAUUAUGGUGGCCCUAUCCUUUCCUUGAUUUGUCAUCCCCAUAUGCGCCCUUAUGGUACUUAGCUGUGGGUGUAUUGCACAUUCCAUGCUAUGGCGUUUUUGCUUUGGUAAUGAAGUUGAAGCACUUGUGGCUGUCAAAAUUGUUCCCUGAGUCCUGUCAGUUUGUACGGUGAUAAUACAUUCAAGAAUAGUCAUCGGAGUAGGGCUACUUUCACUGUGGCAAAAGAAUAUUUGAUCUGAAUAUCAGAAUUGAAUCCCCCCUCCCCUCAAAAAGUGUUUAGAUGACUGUAUUUUAUUUUGUUUUUGCGGGUGUAGUUGUGGGGAUAUGUAUUUGUAUUUGCUACUUUAGAUUGAAUUCAUGAAACUUCUCUGAUCUAACCAUGUUUAUGGUAUGGUGUCUUCCAUAAUAUCCUCCUACAUCGAGUUAAUCAGCCUAAGUAAAAUCUGCAUAACUAUUUUGUAUUCA
Messenger RNA from Cajanus cajan (pigeon pea), 1591 nucleotides. RefSeq lists its product as uncharacterized. Lineage: Eukaryota; Viridiplantae; Streptophyta; Magnoliopsida; Fabales; Fabaceae. The record is from RefSeq and is a predicted model, not a curated record. Gene Ontology annotation, cellular component: membrane.